Amoebophrya sp. A25 is the source of this 4214-nucleotide messenger RNA. NCBI's taxonomy places the organism in Eukaryota, Dinophyceae, Syndiniales, Amoebophryaceae. The record is from the annotation of a GenBank genome assembly.
UAAAUGUUCUUAUUGCGAGGAAUAUAGACCCAGGUCCCAAAAAAAAAAAAAGCGUGGUGGCAGCGUGAAUGAAUGAAUGAAUGUUACUUGCUUACGCAUCUUCCCAUGCUUAUAUAGUAGACCACUGCAUUAAGAACAAAGCGAACCUGCGGAGGCCCACUGAAUAUUAAUUCCAUGUGAGUAUAAAGAAUUGAUUUUGAUCAGCAUAAUGGUUCUCCUCUUUUACAGUAGGACAAAAGAAAGCGGUUGUCGAGGUAGUUGACCACUACUGUAGGUUUCACUUUUUGCACGAUACUCAGUAGACUUUAGCUGAAGGGGUCGCAUUUUCUAAAUUUAUAGCGACCCAAAUUAGCAGCUAUCUUUUACAGCAUACGUAAGACAUCUGCAAUACUGCAGGAAAGGUUCAGCUUCAGCCAGUUUAAGACACAAAACGAACAGGCCUAGUAUAAGAAAAGUACAUCAUAUUAAUGACUUGAAUGAUUGUUCAUCGAUUGUGCCCCUGAUGAUGAUUAUUUCAAUGUAACUAAUGUACAAAAUUUUGCCUUGUGCCGCGCCUCCAUGUACAAGCUCUUUUUUUAUUAUUUGAUGACUCUAUGAUGUUUCUAUGGUUGGCCUCUUCGCUCAUCCCUGGAACUAAGGGUGCAACGACAACAGGCGCGGCGUAGGCGCGAUCGCGAGUCUCGUUGUAUCUUUGCUAACCUUUAUCUGAGGGUGAUAGACAUGAGUUUCUUCAGCUAGAGAUCUGGGAUGAUUCAUCCACACAAAAAUAGCAAAAUCCAUCAUGUUUUUCCGCUUUUUCAACAGUCUAUCGUGACGGAUAACAAAAGGUGGUCUGCUUUUUUUUAGUGGAAAAGCAAGCCAGCGCCAAAAAGAGAGACGAUUUACAUUUAGUUUUCCGGGCUCUUAUGACUGAGCGGUACGUGAAUAAAUCGGGCAGAGGAGGAAACGAUGUACUUCUUAUGAUCUCAUUCAAUGUCAAUCACAUCUUUUUUGGUUUUUGUUGGUCCUUCUUUCAUUUAAAGAAUCGGGAACACGUCAGUGUAUAUGUCUUUUUUGGGGCCGAUUGAUGCGAGGCAUUCUUUCAGCAACAUGAUUAAGUAUAUGGGAAGAGAAGUUUAUUUACUGUCUUGGGGUGCGCAUUAGCAAUGUGUUUGGUGAUGAUAAUAUAUAUGAAACACAUCGUGUCUGUCCAUUAACAUGUGUGUGUUCGUGUUCCGUGGUUCGGGCGUUUUUUCGCAUGCAAAAAGUUCAGUUGCCAGAGGAUUGGUACCAUUCAGAAAAAUCACACUCCACCAGGGCUGUGAUGUCCGAAGCGUUGCACGUUCGAGAGACCGAGAAAAUAGAUGUGUCAUAGUCUGAGAUUCUCCAAUAGCGCAGGGCUGAGGCGGAAGCCACUCUAAUCUAAUCUCAUCUAAUCUAAUCAACAAACACGAAGACAAAUACUUAAUUAUAUGUUCGUGCCUACGAAGAAAUGUGUAUUAGAGCCGGAGAGUGUGAGAAGAUGAGAAGCUUCUGUUGAGAAGAGAGCUGCAAAAAAGUGCAAAAGAAUUCAGAUUGGCCGGCGGGAACAAAGGGAGGUGAAACCGUUCUUGUUUAAACUUAAAAGAUUGUUCAGCAAAAACCUGCGACAUGCAAGAAAACAAGAUUUUGCAAGAAAAACAUUUUAAGACUUGCAAUUUACUCUGCGGAUUUUUUAUUUGACGCAAUCAGGCCUUCUUUCGAAUAUCAACCCCCAGGUCAUACUGGCCGUUUCCUCCCACGUCUUUGACUGUAAACUGUUUGAUGUUAAAACGAUCUUCUGACUUGUUCCCAUUUAUUGAGACUUUUCUUCUUGCAGUGCGUCUUAUGAAAGUAAAUCUUCCUUGUUAGUUCGUCGUAAGUACUACAAAAAGAAAGGUGAUACGUAUCUCAAUCUUUUCUGCCUUUCCCAACAAGCUAGAGUGGUUACAGAUUUUGAUUUAAGUUCAUUUUAAGGGCAGAAAACACCGAGAAAAUGAUCGGCCUCGGGGAGGAUUUGGAGCUCGACGAGGAGGAGGUCGAAGCUAUGAACCGAUGCGGGUAUUCCGAGGAAGAAGCACUGGCAUUUAAAGGGGUACUAACUUCGUGUUAUGAAGAUUGCUUAAAAUAAGUCUUUGAGGUGGAGGUGAUUCCUUUGUAGGUAGAAUGCAUCCUUGUAGUCAUGUCACUGAUAUCUGCAACGUCCUCUCCGACCGUCGUGAGGAGUAUUAACGACGCUGUUCUGCAAGAAAAUCAUCUCUUGGUGGAACGUUGUCACUACGUACAGCGUGAUCUACUUUCGUCGCCCAUGGUCUCAUCAGGUCUACGCCCACUACGAUACAAGUUUUGGCAAAGGUGAUGGGAAAUGCUCAGUACCACUGGUGAAAUCAAUGGUCCGUGCUUUGGGCAUCCAGAUGCAGAAGAAAGACGAAGACACGCUCGCUGUUCUGCUAGACGAGUGCGAUGAGAACAAAGAUGGUACGUUUACAGGCUUCUUUUGCUUACAGGCCUCCAUGUAUGACUGCAGCACACGCAAGUACAAAAGUACAGAUGAUUGUCGUGACACAACUACACAUCCACCUAUUUACAAAUUUAGCGUAGAUGUUGAUCAAGAAGUGCUGUUUUAUCAUACUUCUAUGGUGCCUACAACAGGUAGCUGCCAGUUUCCAGAGUUCCUACUGCUGAUUCACAAGAUGCAGGAAAUCAAUUUCUGCAAUAUGAAUCAAGCUGCAGCCGAGCGAGUUGAAAGUGAGAAGAAAGCCAUCGAAAGGAAAGAAAAAGCCGAAGCACGAAAGAAAAAAGGCACUUAACUUUUUUCGUCACUCACUCCUUCAUGACCAACAUCGUGAAAAUCAAUCGCGUACACGUUUUGGAUAAUACUGUUAUUUCACUCGUCCUCUCCUUGCGCAUCGGCGACGUCGAGGCACUUUAAUCUAUCCUCUAGUGAUCCCAUGAUUUUUCGACCUGUGAAAAAAAUUUUGCUUCAAAUUCUUUCAAAUCUAUUUGAUGCUAGGUACUUGUUCCAAACAACUAUCUACAGUUACUAGACUAUUUAAGAUUGAUCCUCCCAACUAUACAUGCAAAUAACAGAGAAGGAAGCUCAUCGAUCCUCCUUGGUGAUGGCGGAGGAACAAGCAGCGGUGCAGGCAGAGGUACUAAAAAAAGCGAACGAAAACAAAAAGGUAAAAAGCGAGGAAGACGAAUCCGAAGAUGAGCGCGAAGGCUUGAAAGAAUAUGACGAAAAAACAGAUGGUAUUUUCUCAGAACAAUACGACGAAAAAACGGAUGGUACCUCAGAAAAAACUAGAUUUAGGUGGUAAAUGAACGAAUGGAGCUGCGGUAAACAAAGACUUAUAGUUAGAUUCGAGUUACUUUUAGUUACUUGUAGCAGAUCUAGAACUAUGCUAGACGAUGUAUCUUCACUCUUACGACAUCAAUACUGCAAUCAACACUUCUUCUAGCGGGAACAAAUUUCAUUAUUCAAUAUGGACCAACGUAUUUCCCCACACUACAGGUCCCUUAAUUAGGACCAACUUACUUCCCCACACUACAGGUGCUUAUCCCUACUUCUAUUGGAAGAAUCACAAAGCCCAAGUGGACGAGUGGGCCAACAGCUGGAAAAAGUACCUGGCUGCAGUCAAGGCGCGCUAAGGUCCCGAGAAUGAAGAGCGUAGGACGGGGCUUUGCAGGAGUAAGCAAGAGAGGAAACAAGAAGUGGAUGCGCGCCUGCAAUAUACACUAGCCAAGUAUUGAACUGUGGGGUACUAGGCAUGUAUCUGGGAGCCGUAGACGCAAGAUGUUAUCUCAAGAUUGAAGCAUGGAGAGGACGCCAAGUGCUGGAUAGGGCGAUUGUUAUUGUGGUGUUGUUAUUCCAGAGGAAGAUGUCUCUCAAUUUGAAUCUCCAAAUGACUCAUGGAUUGUACUUAUCACUAUGAAAAAGCCAGCAUAUACCUGGAGUUGGUGCUGCCGGGCGUGCGUAAAUUACAUCAACACAACAACGAUCUUGUUCCCCAAGCAAAUCACACUUACUCGUCACAAGGAUGACGUCAAACACUGUUCGAGUAUGUGUAUGUGCUUUCUAUGAUGAUACAACAACCGAACGACUAUCUUCGUGUUUCUGUAGAUGACGCACCAAAGCAGUAGGCUUUGCUUUGAAUGCAAAGUGGUGUCACGAAGGACAAAUAAUUGUUGAUUUUAGCGCGAGAAGAUCGACGAAA